Molecule: messenger RNA, 652 nt
Organism: Cladophialophora immunda
Lineage: Eukaryota; Fungi; Ascomycota; Eurotiomycetes; Chaetothyriales; Herpotrichiellaceae
Exons: 2
Coding region: 228-620 (130 amino acids)
Source: RefSeq, a predicted model, not a curated record
GGAAGACAAUCUCCAAGGGGCUAUAAGAGGUCUGGAACCCUCGAGGGCAAGCACAGCUUGUGGCGGUCGAUGCCUGGGCUGGUCGAUUUCCACUUACGGAGACACAAAGAUGUGAAAUACUUGCAUGAAAGCUGAAGGGCAAGUAAUCUCAUCCCUUCCCUCCUGGACCAGAAAACACACAAGGGAUAAAAGCUGGCAUCUUCCCCGACUUUUGGCCUUGAUUGGGGAUGAGAGGAAAGAACGGCAUGGUAAAGUGGACAGCAGAUCGGAUCCGCAGCCCAUGUAUACCCACAGUAAGGACUGGCCCAGCCCGCCAAGGACGAGCUUCCUCUUCACUGGGGCAAAAAAAGGGGGAAGUAUUUUCCCCCCCAAGAGGCAGUAUCGACUUGCCCUUCAUACCUGUGGGAAGGAUGUUCAGCGAUGUUGGCCAGCAGAUCGACUUAGCUAUCUGCCUGCACGUUCUUCCAAUCAACUGCCCAUAUGGGAGUACAGGGGAGCAAAACACCAAGGGCUGUGACUCCUUCGCAGCAUUUCUGCCCAUCAAUACACCUACUAGAGAUCGGGGACAUUCGCUCGAGACAUUCCGUGGACUCACUCGUGCAGCCAUUGGUAGCCCUUGAUUCCGUAUUGUCGUUAGUUCUGUUUCAUCGAG